Messenger RNA from Capronia coronata CBS 617.96, 591 nucleotides. RefSeq lists its product as uncharacterized. Gene Ontology annotation, biological process: dolichol-linked oligosaccharide biosynthetic process. NCBI's taxonomy places the organism in Eukaryota, Fungi, Ascomycota, Eurotiomycetes, Chaetothyriales, Herpotrichiellaceae. The transcript is spliced from 3 exons. Gene Ontology annotation, cellular component: UDP-N-acetylglucosamine transferase complex; extrinsic component of endoplasmic reticulum membrane. Bases 1 to 591 code for a protein of 196 amino acids. Gene Ontology annotation, molecular function: hexosyltransferase activity. The record is from RefSeq and is a predicted model, not a curated record.
AUGGCUGACAAGCGAUGUUUCGUGACCAUCGGUGCAACCGCGUCAUUCAACGGUCUGGUCAAGGCAGUGUUGGAGCCCGAAUUCAUCACAGAACUCCAACGAGCGGGAUACAGUCAUCUACGGGUUCAGUAUGGCGAUCAUGAGGGAGAAGAGAUCUUUAAAGCAAAGAAGGCACAAUUAAGGGAGACGCUGGUAGUUGACGGGUUUAACAUCACAGGCUUCGGUUUCAACAAGGCAGGUCUACGAGAGGAGAUGGUAGCAGUGAAAGGACACUCGAUAGAAAGCGAAGGAAUGAUCAUCAGCCAUGCCGGGUCAGGGUCAAUCCUCGAUGGCCUUCGAGUGGGUGUCCCUCUGGUCGUUGUUCCGAAUACCGACCUUCUUCACAACCACCAAGUCGAGCUGGCUGAAGUGUUGGCUGAACAGCAAUAUGUGGUGUAUGGGAAGCUAGACGACCUUCCGGCCGCGAUAGAGGAUGUUGAGAAACUGCGACGCCGAAUGAGGGACUGGCCGCCUCUGCGCUCCGGUGAAGAAAAGUACAAGCAUGGACUUGCCGAUGUCAUGGCCGAGGAAAUGGGCUGGCAAAUCGACUGA